AUGAGUGCAAUGAAUAAAAUACAAGAGGAGGAUGUUGUAGAGAAUGAUGUUUGGUGGACACAGGCUGAGAGAAGUAUCUUAGCUGGUCGCCGCCGAGGCUCCGCUUUCUGUUGCCGUUGGGGUCGCCCCGGCCGCGCGCUCGCAGCUCCCCGCGCAGCAGCCGCGCCGCGUCGGCGCCGUCCCGGGGCCUCAGUGCUGGGCGGGAAGCCCUGGCCCCGGGACCGGGGCAUGGGCCAGGGGCGCGGGCUGGUGAAGACGCACAACCUGCUCACCACCAGGAACUACAUCUUUGGGUACCAGCCCCACGGCAUCAUGGGCCUCAGUGCCUUCUGCUACUUCAGCACAGAGGCCAUGGAAGUGAGCAAGAAGUUCCCUGGCAUAAGGCCCCACCUGGCCAAGCUGGCCGGCAACUUCCGGAGGCCAGUGCUGAGGGAGUACCUGGUGUCUGGAGGCAUCUGUCCUGUGAACCAGGACACAGUAGACUUGCUUUCAAAGAAUGGGCGUGGCAAUGACAUCAUCAUCGUUGUCGGGGGCGCGGCCGAGUCCCUGAGCUCCACCCCCGGCAAGAACGCGGUCACCCUGCGCCACCGCAAGGGCUUAGUGAAACUGGCCCUGCGCCAUGGAGCCGACCUGGUUCCUUUCUACUCCUUCGGGGAGAACGUGUACAAGCAGGUGAUCUUUGAGGAGGGUUCCUGGGGCCGCUGGGUCCAGAAGAAGUUCCAGAAGUACAUCGGCUUCGCCCCGUGCAUUUUCCAUGGCCGAGGCCUCUUCUCCUCUGACACCUGGGGGCUCCUGCCCUACCUGAAGCCCAUCACCUCCGUCGUGGGUGAGCCCAUCACCAUCCCCAAGCUGGAGCACCCAACCCAGCAGGACAUCGACCUGUACCACACCAUGUACAUGGAGGCCCUGGUGAACCCCUUCUACAGGCACAAGACCAAGUCUGGCCUCCCGGGGACUGAGGUCCUGGAGUGA
This is a messenger RNA of Equus quagga, 972 nucleotides long. RefSeq names its product diacylglycerol O-acyltransferase 2-like. Gene Ontology annotation, molecular function: diacylglycerol O-acyltransferase activity. Gene Ontology annotation, cellular component: endoplasmic reticulum membrane. The record is from RefSeq and is a predicted model, not a curated record. Lineage: Eukaryota; Metazoa; Chordata; Mammalia; Perissodactyla; Equidae. Gene Ontology annotation, biological process: triglyceride biosynthetic process.